This is a messenger RNA of Juglans microcarpa x Juglans regia, 729 nucleotides long. RefSeq lists its product as uncharacterized. The coding region runs from base 1 to 729 and encodes 242 amino acids. The transcript is spliced from 3 exons. NCBI's taxonomy places the organism in Eukaryota, Viridiplantae, Streptophyta, Magnoliopsida, Fagales, Juglandaceae. The record is from RefSeq and is a predicted model, not a curated record.
AUGGACCCUUUGAGUUCACCAGGCCCUGAUGGUUUCUCAGCAGGGUUCUAUCAAGACAAUUGGUCUGUUGUGGGGUCUGAGGUAUUCCUGGCAGUUAAAGAUUUCUUAUUCUCUAGAAGGGGUUUGAGUGGCAUUAAUGAAACUUUCAUAGCUCUGAUUCCAAAGAAGAAUAAACCAAGAUUUGUCAUUAAGUUCAGACCUAUAAGCUUAUGUCGUCUAAUCUCAGAUAAUAUCAUUGUUGCUUAUGAAGCCAUGCAUUCUAUGCAACAUAGGAUGAGGGGUAAAAAGGAAGGGUAUAUGGCUCUCAAAUUGGAUAUGAGCAAUGCAUACGAUAGGAUUGAAUGGAAUUUUUUGGCUGAUGUUUUAAAGAAAAUGGGCUUUGACGAUAGUUUGCUUUUUUGCAAAGCAAAUGCAUUGGAGUGGAGCAGAUUGUAUAGCCUUUUGAGUUGUUAUGAACAUGCCUCAGGUCAGAGGUUGAAUCUGGAGAAAACAGCUAUUUACUUUAGUAAAAACACAUCUCAAACGGCUAAAGAUGCUAUUCUUUCAGGAGUAAGGCUGAGGGAGGCAAGAUCUUAUGAGAAAUAUCUAGGACUCCCUUCAUAUGUGGGCAGACACAAAGUGGCAGCCUUCAGACCCAUUUUGGAGUCUAUUAGAAAUAAAAUGAACAAUUGGAAGGUCAAUUUUCUCUCAAAGGCUGGCAAUGAGGUGAUGCUGAAGUCCAUUGUUUAG